Molecule: messenger RNA, 5163 nt
Organism: Cololabis saira (Pacific saury)
Lineage: Eukaryota; Metazoa; Chordata; Actinopteri; Beloniformes; Belonidae
Gene: pde10a
Product: phosphodiesterase 10A
Exons: 22
Coding region: 658-3039 (793 amino acids)
Biological process (GO): signal transduction; negative regulation of receptor guanylyl cyclase signaling pathway
Molecular function (GO): protein binding; 3',5'-cGMP-stimulated cyclic-nucleotide phosphodiesterase activity
Source: RefSeq, a predicted model, not a curated record
UUUGGGUUAACAUGGACUACAUCCUGAGGAUCUACGUCUACUCUCUCGAAGAUACCCAAGAGUUCCCGUCGUGUCGACCGUGCGUCAUCCAUUCCUGAUUAGGCUUGAAAUGCUGACGUCGCCGAGCACCACUCAAGCAGAACACCUGACAGAAUUAUGACAAUCUAAAAUGAUUUUUUCCCCCCUACUUCAAACAACCGGAGUGACGGAAAUCACAUUUUUGUGUGGAUCAACAAGUUGCCUCCAGUGCGUAAUUUCCAUCCGAGAGGAGUUCGAGCGUAAUCCGCGCCACACGUGACCGACAAAUCACUUCAGCUGCAAAUAUUUCUCAUUUGUCAAGAAUUAAGUCCCGGAGCAUCGUGGAGACUCCUGUUGUCGGACUGCGGAUCCAGAGCUGCUCGGCUCCAUGCGUCGCUGCGCCUCCACAUGCUCGCUUGGCCGCCACAUGGUAACUUUGCGCACGCAGAACCCUGGAAAAGGCACGCAGUAGAGAGACGGGAUCUGAAUGAGUUGGGCUGACAUUCACUCGCAUUUCUCUCUUCGCCUCCCCCAGACUGUUGAAUGUGUUUUAUAUCCCGCCGGUUGACGGUGUCUCGCGUUAUCAGCAGAUAUCGAUUGAGCGGUGGAUAGAUCAAUCGCCCAAAUAGGGAGCAGCAAAUGUCGAAGAAACGGAAAACUCCUCACGACCGGGACUUAGAAGACUCUCCGCCUGCUGCACGAAGCUGUGAACCAGGCUUGACAGAUGAGAAAGUGAAGGCCUACCUCUCGCUGCACCCGCAGAUGCUGGAUGAAUUUGUGUUGGAGAGCGUGAGUGCAGAGACGUUGGACAGAUGGCUGAAGAAGAAGACCGGCAGCAGGCCUGCAGAUGACACAUCAGCUAAAGAAGUCACCAGGCAGUACCAGGACACAAAUAUGCAGGGUGUGGUGUACGAGCUCAACAGCUACAUGGAGCAGCGCCUGGACACUGGAGGAGACAACAAACUCCUGCUCUACGAGCUAUCCAACAUCAUUAAAACAGCAACAAAAGCUGAUGGUUUUGCACUUUACUUCUUGGGAGAAUGCAACAAUAGUUUAUGUUUGUUCACUCCAAUGGGGGCCAAGGAUGGGCCUCCGAGCCUCAUCCCCUCUGGUCCCAUCGCAUUUGGGACAACCAUUGCCGCUUACGUUGCCAAGACUCGCAAAACUCUGCUGGUAGAGGACAUCAUGGGGGACGAGCGAUUCCCCGACGGCACAGGGCAGGACUCAGGGAUCCACGUUCACUCUGUCCUGUGCCUCCCCAUCCUUACUGCCAUUGGGGACCUCAUCGCCAUCCUGGAGCUGCAUCGGCAUUGGGGCAAGGAGCCCUUCAACCUCAGCCAACAGGAGGUUGCAACAGCUAAUUUAGCGUGGGCCUCCAUUGCCAUUCAUCAAGUACAGGUGUGCAGAGGCCUUGCCAAACAGACUGAGCUCAACGACUUCCUACUAGAUGUGUCAAAAACAUACUUUGACAACAUUGUGGCAAUAGAUUCUCUACUUGAACAUAUUAUGAUAUAUGCAAAAAACCUGGUGAAUGCAGACAGGUGUGCACUCUUCCAGGUAGAUCACAACAACAAAGAACUGUACUCGGACCUGUUCGACAUCGGGGAAGAGAAGGAAGGCAAACCUAUCUUUAGGAAAACCAAAGAAAUUAGGUUUUCUAUCGACAAGGGAAUAGCUGGUCAGGUGGCUCAGACAGGGGAAGUCUUAAACAUCCCAGAUGCCUAUGCAGACCCGCGGUUCAACCGAGAGGUGGACCUGAAAACUGGCUACACCACACGGAACAUCCUGUGCAUGCCCAUCGUGAGCAGGGGGACCGUCAUCGGUGUGGUGCAGAUGGUGAACAAGUUAAGCGGAAGUGCCUUCACUAAAACAGAUGAGAACAACUUUAAGAUGUUUGCUGUCUUUUGUGCUCUGGCCUUACACUGUGCAAAUAUGUACCACAGGAUCCGGCACUCUGAAUGCAUUUACAGAGUGACGAUGGAAAAACUGUCCUAUCACAGCAUCUGCACAUCGGAGGAAUGGAAGACCCUAACCCAGCUCAACCUCCCUGCACCCAUUUACAAGGAAAUUGAAACGUUCCACUUUGACAUCAAUCCCUUCGAGGAGAUCUGGCCCGCCGUCUUUAUCUACAUGGUUCAUAGCUCCUGUGGAAAGACCAGCUUUGAGCUGGAGAAGUUGUGCAGGUUCACCAUGUCCGUACGGAAGAACUACCGCCGCGUGCCCUACCAUAACUGGAAGCAUGCGGUGACGGUGGCACACUGUAUGUACGCCAUCUUACAGAAGACGACUGGGAUCUUCACGGAGCUGGAGAAGAAGGGUUUGUUGAUAGCCUGCCUGUGCCACGACCUGGAUCAUCGGGGUUACAGCAACGCAUACCUGCAGAAGUUUGACCAUCCGCUGGCUGCUCUGUACUCCACCUCCACCAUGGAGCAGCACCACUUCUCCCAGACCGUCUCCAUCCUGCAGCUGGAAGGGCACAAUAUUUUCUCCAACCUGAAUUCCAGCGAGUACGAGCAGGUGCUGGAGAUCAUCCGCAAGGCCAUCAUCGCCACCGACCUCGCCCUGUACUUCAACAACCACCACCAGCUGUCCGAGCUUAUGACCUUGAGCGCGCUGGACUUGAACAACCACUCGCACAGGGACCGUGUGAUUGGUCUGAUGAUGACAGCAUGUGACCUGUGUUCUGUUACCAAGCAGUGGCAAAUCACACGACUCACAGCCAACGACAUCUAUGCCGAGUUCUGGGCCGAGGGAGAUGAAAUGAAGAAGAUUGGAAUUCAGCCGAUCCCUAUGAUGGACAGAGACAAGAAGAAUGAGGUUCCCCAAGGCCAAGUGGGUUUCUACAACUCUGUUGCAAUUCCUUGCUACACAACGCUAGCAGAACUGUUUCCUCCAUCCAGUCCUCUUUUAAAAGCCUGCCGGGAGAACCUGGACCAUUGGGAGAAGAUAGCGCGGGGGGAGGCGGAGGACGUCGUACCCGGCAAGUCUCGCGAUUCAGGCCCGGUCAAGGUGGAUAACUGACUACCAAAGGGGUUUCCGGCCCACCAAAGGAAUACAAACUAAAUCCUACCACAGACCUGAAACUUUGACACGGUGGAGGGGGGGGGAGGGGGGCCCACAUCUUGCAUCAGCAGGAGAUGGAUUAGCUAAAAGCAACUUGACUUUAAAAACACACAGUUACCUCACUGGGUGACGGAGGUGUCAACACUGAUGGUUUCACCGAUCCCAGAGACUGACCAACAUCAGUUCAGGAGGGACGUAAGCCCAUCACCUACAUCUUCUCAGCUUGGGAAUUCAUUUGGUAGAAUGAACUUGAUUCAUUAUUGUUCUUUUAUUUUGGCUGUUUUGUGUUAUUUUAUUUUUAUUUUUUAUUGCAUUUUGGUCUUGUAUUUGCAGAGGCCUUACUCUGGACUUUUCACAGGUGAGAAUAUGUGAAAUCUAAACAGUUCAGGCUUUUUUGAAAUGGUACUUUUUGUCUUCUGUGGUAAGUUUAUUGUACGAGCACUACUCUAGCAAGGUAUUCCCAGAGACAGAAGGAAUGUGUAGGGCGGACGUGUGGUGUAUCCAACACCUUUUUGAAAAGGUGGACUUUAGAAUGUUUUCAAACUACUUUUUUUGAGCAAAAAUCCUUUGCAGUACUUGAAUAAAAACAGACAGCCUAUUCUUUGUGGAGAUUGCAGAAAUCCCCUAGAAACAUGAACGAACUGUGAUGAGAGGAGUUAGAUAAUGUCAGCACUUGUGAAAACGCUCACAAAAGAGUCACAAUGUUUGAAGUGUGAGGUGGCCCCUGCAGCCCCUCACUCCCGAGCAUCUAGGAACCUGCAGCACCAACAUCCUUCUGAUCAACAAGAUCCCCAUUCAUUUCGCCAAAGCCUCAGCUGCAUACCACUUAAUUUGUCCUCUCAUUUUCUCACAUCGCCGUCACAUCGUACAACCAACUACACAAAUUAUAAUGGUGGGGGAGCCCAUAUAUAGCAGUUUUUCGUCUCUAAGUCGACAGUCAAGAUUGGAAGACGCUGAAGUCAACAACAAUCACAUGACUUCCUCAUUUCUCUCCAUAUUGUCAAACUUGUUAACAUAAAGUAAAACAUGUCUAUCUCUGGGAUUACAACUCAAGAGUGUUGUUUGACUUUUUGCCAGUGUGUGGACUGAAGUUCCCCCCCCCCAUAUCCAGGUCCCGAUGUAGGAAAUAAACCGUCCGACUUAUCCUGUCAUCUUCCCAAACCGUUCUAGGGAAUAGCUUUGGACUCUUUCAAGUGAGUUUCCAAGAUCUUCCAAAGGCAAAUGAAUUUGUCUGAAUCUGUCAUUCCAGUGGACGACCUCCCUCCGAGACAUUUCUGCUCAAGUCUCCUGUUGCGUGGCUGGUACUGUGGUCCCCCAAGUGUAGUGAAUGUACAUGAUGAUGAAUGUUUUGUCGGCUGCAGCCUCUAGGCGGCGGCACGUGGGUUCAUGCCCCAUCGAUUUCCUCCAUGAGCUCUCUUACUUCUCUUACAGAAUUUGCUUCCAGUAAGCUUCAACCAAGAGCAACAGUUAGCAUGCACCUUACCUUAAGUUUAUAUAUAACUUUGCAUUUACGGUAAUCGGUGUGUAGUGUGUACAACCUAGGUUAUUAGCUUGUACAGACUGAGAUGUAUGCUCUGAUGGUGCUAAAUGGUAUGGCAGUUGUGCACUUUUUUGACUGGGUGUGUACUGUGCAUGUGUGUGUGUGUGUUAGUGUGAGUGUGUGUGUGUUAGUGUGAGUGUGUGAGUGUCCGUGCAAGCAUGAGAGAAAGGAAGCAUUUUCACCUUUACUCACCUCAACUCCACAUGACAACAUGGUAAAGUCACUGCACUGUCCCUUCUACUUUUCAGCACCAGUUAUAUCCCGUUGUCUGCACUAUGUUUAGCUUAUGAUCUUUAUCAUUAUUAUUAUUAUUAUUAUUGCUAUUAUUACUAUUGUUAUUUUCUUAAUUAGAGUUAAAUUUAAAUUAACUUAUAUUUUUUAUACAAAGAAAAAUAAUGUUGGCCUUUUUGUUUUGUACAAAGUAAACAUUAAGAUAAAUUAAACAGUCUAGACAUGUUACUGUUACCCAGAAUAACUGAGGAAUGUCUCAACUGUACAUAUAAGAGCCGUAGCCCAAAUGACUUUUAAUAAAUACAUCUCCA